Messenger RNA from Drosophila yakuba, 1783 nucleotides. RefSeq lists its product as uncharacterized. Bases 368 to 1630 code for a protein of 420 amino acids. The record is from RefSeq and is a predicted model, not a curated record. The transcript has 2 exons. NCBI's taxonomy places the organism in Eukaryota, Metazoa, Arthropoda, Insecta, Diptera, Drosophilidae.
UUUUACAUAUGUCGAUUUAUAGAAAUUAAAUUUAACGACUGACUUCUGCGAUGGCCAGGUGUUUAUGUAAGUAGUAAGUGUUCAAUUUAAUACCCUUGCAUAAUUUAAAUAAAUGGUUCCCCUCUGAACAGCUUCGUUUCUGUAAAUAUGAAUAAUAAUAUGGGUGCGGUGUAUUUUUGGAUUAAGCAAUACCAAAUUAAUAUCGUGUAAUAUAUUCAUUAUUUUCGGUAUGUAUCUUUCCUUUUUGUUUUGUGUGGGCUUUCUACUUUAUUUUGCCCAUUUCCGUUAAUGCGAAUAGUACUAACACCUGAAUUCGAUUCGAUUAACGAAUUGGCCGUUACCCAAUGAGUUUUACUUAUUCGGAGCCAUGUUGUGCGUGUCCAAUUUCCGGCGGCAUGAAAGGAAGCCCAACCAAGUGCUCCAUCGUUGGUUUUUCAAGGGCUGUGUCUGGACCCUUUACGCUAUCGCCUGCGGACUCCACUUCUUUAAGCUGCACUACAAUGAGCGCACCAAUCAAGUGGAGGAGACCCAAUACCAUCGAAUAUGGUCCAAGAUCGUGGUUGCCCUCAAGGUGAUAUUGCUGGUCAGCCCCUAUCUGCACUACUUCGUACUCGGACUGUUCAUAUACAUCCACAGUACACUGGUGGAGAAUAGCAACGCCCAGAGCCUCCUGAUUAGUGUUAUGGUGCUCGGAAUCGUGGUAGGCGUCCUGCGGCGUCUACUAAUCUUUCUGCACCUGAAAAGGGAUCGCAGGUUCGUGAAGCACAUUGUCAACGAGAUCCUGCAAAUCACGAGCGCCCUCGAGCAAAAGUUCGGUAUGCAAUUUAAGUGCGACUUCACAUUGCUAGUGGUAUACUUGGUUAAGCUUUGGAUAUUCAUCGUCAUGCUGGAAUCCUUAUGGAACAAGCCCUACUUCCUCUCGUCCAUCUUUCUUUACUGGCUGCUGUUGGAGUACUGCUUUGCAGGGUACUUCGUUUACCAACUGAUCCUGCUCAGCUGGUACCACACCAUUAUCCUGUUCCUCCAGCACUUUAUCGCGGACCAUGACAAUCGGCCGGACAUUGAGGAUCGCUACAAUCGCCGCUUGAUCCUACUCUUCGAGCUGCAUCUGCGCAUCAACAAUCUGCAUAAAUACGUUAGGGACAACGUCUCCUGGCUCUCGACCUCUGUAUACCUAAUGAUCUUCACCUGCAUCUAUAACGCCGAAACUCUCAUUGAAUGCAGUCUGUUCGCCGAAGACGAGCUGGAGAACAAGAUCUACAUCAUCGCGGAUGGCUGCUUGGGACCCGUCUGUACUCCAAUACUAUAUGUGCUGAUCCUGGGCAUGUGCACCGAUCGAUUUCGCGAAGCAGAAGUACAGCUACAACAGUUGUUUGUAAUAGUUCAAGGCUUGUUUAUGAGAAGGGGAAAGUCACUCCUUCUGAUCACAAUGGUACUUGACAACGAGCACACCUCCUUGAUAAUUCACCAAAAGCUGAAGCCGCUCCAAAACAUAAUCAUUUUGGACAUCACUUGCGACAGGGAGUUCGUCUUGGACUACAUUGUUACGGUGAUUCUUACAGCAUUAUCGCUGGUGCAGUACACCAUAUCAACUGGCGGAUAUAUAAGCGAAUGUGUGACCCAUAAAUAGCUACUCAUCCGUACCAUACAUAUUUGGGCGAAGAGAAAAUUAAUAUUACUAGUGAUAACUGUGUAGCUGGCAGAGCACCAGAUUUAAAAAAACGCGCCUUUAAAGUGUUUACCCAAUAAUACCAUUAAAAAGAAGUAUACUCGAAAUCAUAAA